AGACUUUUCUUAUGUCUUCAUCGUCUGGUGAUAUCUUCGUGUUCCAGCCUCUCGCAUCAUGAGUUCUCCCCCAGCAUCGCCGAAUGAGAAAGAGUUCUCCAGCCCCUGUACAAGGUACUCCAAUGCGUCAUCAUCAUCCACUCUUCGUUCCAGCACAACUCCCAAGUCGCUGCGACACGUAGCAAACAGCUUCGGAGUGUUGCUACCGAGAAAGAGGCCAGCCGAUGUAGAACAGCAGGCUGACUCUACCGUUGGCGAAGGCGAAGAUGAUGAAGAAGAAGGUGAUGGGCCUAUCUUCCCACCCGGUGGGUCGGGGCCGUAUCCAACCAAAGUGCGAACACUCGAAAAAUGUCCAAAUGGCCACGCACGACUCGCAGCCUUCAAUGCAAGUGAAUAAAACUUCAUGCUCUACCGCGGCUUUAGCAACGUUCACGCACGCCUCCUUCUAAGUCUUCAAGCCAGUAUCCAGAAGCUCGAAGCCGAGCUAGACAACAUUGACCGCUUCCAUAAUACCCUUCCCGAGGCCUACAAGAAGCGCUUGCGAUCCUGGGAUCUUGACGUCGCAGCCUGCAGACAAGAGAGAGAGGAAGCAAAGGAAGAUGGAGACGAAGAUGAGGUCCGGACACGAGAAGAUAUUCUAGAGGAAUUGAGAAUCAAAGUGAACCGAUACGACGAGCUACUGAUCAAAGCGAGAGAGCUCAUCUCUUUCCAAAGGCCGACCAAACGUGAUUACAAGAGCGUGAGGGACUGGUUCCACAACAUUGCGCCCCUCGUCGACGAGGAGCAAGAUUAUAUAUUGUGGAAAGAAGACAUUGUGACGCUCAGACAUGGGAGGGAGUGGGCGGGUUUUGACGGCAUGGUCGAAGCGAUGUUGCAUAAGAUAGAUAGCCGACCCAUUCAAGUGAGUAACCUAGUAUAUGAUGCUUCGUAGUGUUAACCCCCGAUAUUUCCUGGUUAGGCAGUCGCGCACCCCGCCCCAAAAUCGCGUGCAUGCAACGCGAACCAGGUGCUAAUUCUCCCCUAUUGUAGACUAGUACAGUGCAACCCCUUAAUUUGCAUAAUUUAGGUUUAGCGUGCCUUAUUAAAACUAUUAUCCUACUAACAGCAGGACGCACGCUGAUGCCACACUCCUUAAAAGCAACUGUUUCUGCGUUCUGUUAAUUGUUGUGUUUAAAGCGUAGAGAUAGCGGCAAAUUAGAUCUUGUUAACCC
Messenger RNA from Boeremia exigua, 1211 nucleotides. RefSeq lists its product as uncharacterized. The record is from RefSeq and is a predicted model, not a curated record. The transcript has a single exon. Bases 404 to 931 code for a protein of 175 amino acids. Lineage: Eukaryota; Fungi; Ascomycota; Dothideomycetes; Pleosporales; Didymellaceae.